Messenger RNA from Trichophyton verrucosum HKI 0517, 486 nucleotides. RefSeq lists its product as uncharacterized. NCBI's taxonomy places the organism in Eukaryota, Fungi, Ascomycota, Eurotiomycetes, Onygenales, Arthrodermataceae. The coding region runs from base 1 to 486 and encodes 161 amino acids. The transcript has 2 exons. The record is from RefSeq and is a predicted model, not a curated record.
AUGGUGGUGUUUCUUGUGGUGGAAUUCCGGGUGGUUGUUCUUGUUCUUCGGCUGUUGGCUGUUGUGGUUGAAUUUGAUAGUGGGAUGGACGCGGCUCUCGGUGGACUUUUCUCUUUUGGCCCGGAGGAUAUGCUUACAACUCGACUUAUGACGUUGGAAGUCAAGUUGCAAGCCGAGGCAGCGACGGGACGAGGGAAGAAGCUGGCGGUCGAGAAUAGCGAACCCAUCAGACAAGGACUAUCAUGCGUUAGGCGAGAAGAAGAAGACAACGACGAGAGAAGAAAGACGAAGAGUGGAGAGUGUCAAAUGCUGAAGAAGAGGAAGAAGAGAGAGAGAGAGAGGAAGACGAGGAAGAAGAAGACGAGGAAGUUCAAGUAUAAAGAAGAAGAAGCCAAAAAGAGCCCAAAAGAGGCCAAGCAGAAAAAAGGGCAAAAAAAGAAAAGAAAAAGAAAGAAAAAAAGAAAAAUGGUGGGUAACGUAACGUAA